AUGCCCACAGAGGAGAAAAAGGGGAAGGACACACUUAAAGUGUCGAAGGAGGUCGAGGCUCCCGCUGCUGUUGCGAAGAAGGACAAGAAGAGGAAGGAGACGGAGAAGGCUGCUGCACUUGACGACAUGGCUCUGGAGGUCGAAGGCGAGGAGACAGUGGGGAAGAAAGGGAAGAGGAAGGUCACGAAACCAGAAGACAAGAGCACGGUGCCUGCGAAGGAGACGAAGAAGAAGCGGAAGGAUGCGCCGGCGAAGGAGGUCGAGGAGGACGUAGUUGUCCCCAAGACCAAGAAGUCGAAAAUUGCGGCCUCCGCUGAAGAGCCCACAUCAUCCCUUGCGAAGCCCACGCUCAAGGAGGAGAGGAAGGUGAAGACGAAGAGCGUCAAGAUCUCCGAGCCUGAGUCGGAAUCCGAGCUCGAGGCCGCGGAGGAGAGCGAAGCUGAGGAGCAGGAGCAGGAGUUGUACGGCUUCGAGUCGGACGACGCCGAUUCAUCAGACGAGGAAAUCACGGAUGAUAUCCCUGGCAUUGACAUCGGCAAGCUACCGACCAUCGCGAAGGACGACGCGACAGUGAAGCGAAAGUUGGAGAAGGCAAAACGAAAGCCAACAGAAGACCGAGGCGUGAUCUACCUGGGACGUAUACCGCAUGGAUUCUACGAGGAUCAGAUGAAGGCCUACUUUUCACAAUUUGGCGAUGUCACCCGUCUUAGACUGUCCCGCAACAAAAAGACGGGCAAGCCGAAGCACUACGCGUUCAUCGAGUUCGACUCGUCCUCCGUCGCCCGCAUCGUCGCCGAGACCAUGGAUAACUACCUGCUCAUGGGCCACAUCCUCACAUGCAAGCUCAUCCCCAAGGACCAGGUGCACCCCGAGCUCUGGGUUGGUGCGAAUAGGAAGUGGAGGCCAGUUCCCCGCGCUCGCGUCGCGCGCGUUGCGCAUAACAGGUCUAGGACGGAGGAUGAGCUGGAGAAGGCGGAGGCACGUCUCCUCAAGCGUCAGGAACAGCGGAAACGCAAGCUCGAGGAGGCGGGGAUCAAGUACGACUUCGAGGCUGUCGCAUACAAAAAGAAGCCGAAACCCACCGAAGCGUAG
Dichomitus squalens LYAD-421 SS1 is the source of this 1092-nucleotide messenger RNA. RefSeq lists its product as uncharacterized. Lineage: Eukaryota; Fungi; Basidiomycota; Agaricomycetes; Polyporales; Polyporaceae. The record is from RefSeq and is a predicted model, not a curated record. The transcript is spliced from 5 exons. Gene Ontology annotation, molecular function: RNA binding. Gene Ontology annotation, biological process: maturation of LSU-rRNA from tricistronic rRNA transcript (SSU-rRNA, 5.8S rRNA, LSU-rRNA). Gene Ontology annotation, cellular component: nucleolus. Bases 1 to 1092 code for a protein of 363 amino acids.